Hypomesus transpacificus is the source of this 1779-nucleotide messenger RNA. It is a transcript of the gene atxn3, whose product is annotated as ataxin 3. Gene Ontology annotation, cellular component: nucleus. The record is from RefSeq and is a predicted model, not a curated record. Lineage: Eukaryota; Metazoa; Chordata; Actinopteri; Osmeriformes; Osmeridae. Gene Ontology annotation, biological process: protein deubiquitination. Gene Ontology annotation, molecular function: cysteine-type deubiquitinase activity. The coding region runs from base 74 to 1108 and encodes 344 amino acids. The transcript is spliced from 10 exons.
GCAAGCGGAUAGGUUUCAUCGUGAACCCUGCAAGGUCGAAGGUCAGAGUGCAAUAUUAUGUAGAAAAUUAAAUAUGGAGUCCAUCUUUCAUGAAAAACAAGAGGGCUCUCUGUGCGCUCAGCAUUGCUUAAAUAACCUUUUGCAAGGCGAAUAUUUCACCCCUGUGGACCUAUCGUCCAUCGCUCAUCAACUGGAUGAAGAGGAACGGAUGAGAAUGGCCGAGGGGGGUAUGGCCAGUGAGGAGUACAGAACGUUCUUACAGCAACCAUCUGGUAACAUGGAUGAUAGCGGUUUCUUUUCAAUACAAGUCAUCAGUAAUGCUCUAGGGGUGUGGGGUUUGGAACUCCUCCUCUUCAACAGCAGAGAGUACCAAAGACUAAUGAUAAACCCCAUAAACGAAAAGGCUUUUAUCUGCAACUACAAGGAGCACUGGUUCACUGUAAGGAAACUUGGACAACAGUGGUUUAAUUUAAACUCUUUGCUGACUGGACCUGAGCUGAUUUCAGACACAUAUCUAGCCCUCUUUCUAGCACAGUUACAACAGGAAGGUUAUUCCAUAUUCGUGAUCCGAGGUAACCUCCCGGACUGCGAAGCAGAGCAGAUCCUAAAGAUCAUGAGAGUGCAGCAACAGCAGCGCCCCAAGCUGAUCGGAGAAGAGGAAGGACAGUCAACAAGUGGCCAAGGCCGGAUGUUAGGGCAGAGUCAGAUGGAGGUGGGCCCUGGCGUGGAGGAGGGGGUGGUAGAGGAGGACGAAGCGGAGCUGAGGAAAGCUCUUGCCAUGAGUCGGCAGGACAUGGAGGUGGAGGACGAGGAGGCUGACCUUCGCAGGGCCAUACAGCUCAGCAUGCAGGGGGCAGUGAUGAGCAACAAGACCUCCGCAGAGUCCAAAGCGGGGCAUGUUGCCAAGAUGCCCGGCCAGGCCCCGGGAAGUGCGGUGAGGGUGGUACCAGGGGGUGCUCAGAGCGAAACGCUCUCAGCAGAGGAGCUACGCAGGAGGAGACAAGCCUACUUUGAUAGGCAAUCCCAACAGCAACAAGUUCAACCAGCGUCUCCUGCCCAGCAGGAGGGUACACAGGAAGAGGAACCACUAUCCAAGCCCGGCCAGUGAUGCAGAGGAAGGUCUAUCUGAAGCCUAUGUUGACUACCACCUGCCUGGAUUGGCGACCCCACCUCUGACUCUAUCCACAUGCAAACAGACGGCUGGCCAGAAGGCUGACACGCCUCCUCUGGCUAGUUUUGCAGACAGAAUAGAGUAGAAAAUAACAACCAAGAGAAGGCCAAAAAAAAGCACAUGUCUAAUCUAACUCUGUGACACUUAAAUGGGAAUAGGGAGGAUGUGGUAUUGCCAUGCGGUUAGUUCAAGUCUGUGUUGGCCUUUGUACCACAGCGCCUUCAAUUUCUGAUUUAUGGUUUGUUUGUUUGUUAUCUCACUAUUUGCUUUUUUUCCCCCCUGAAAGGGGUGAUGAAGUGUCUUCAUGGAGCACAUGUGCUCGGGUGAGGGGGGUGGAGGCGACACAUCAGUCAGUCGGAGGACCAGAUAGUGGGGUAGAAUCCAGAACCCAGAGUCGCCCACCAGCCUUGAAGGUGGAGGAGGUACAUGGGACCAUUGGUUGAUACGAUUAGAGGUGUGGGAGGGUGUAGGACCAUGAUGUCUCGUCUUCAACUUGUGUUUGAAGAAAGCACCAUGCCCUGAGAAAAGUCUCCAUUAAAGUGAAUUGAUUUUUACUUGUCAAGUAAAAUCUUGCAACCAGUGUUGAGAAUCGUAGGUUCGAGGUUGAG